AAUGUGUAAUUACACUGUGUAACCCGAUUAAUAAAGUGAAUUUUAUUUAUAUUUACAUUUAGUCAGUUAGUGGACACUUUUAUCCAAAGCAUUUUAUAACAAUAGAAACAUAUUUGGGAAUUUGCUCCACCUAGAUUAAAAUGUCAUAUGUUUAGGCUGACUGGAGUACUCAUCUCAUUAGAUCAUAAUGAGUUGGGAAAAAUGCUGAGUGCAACUUUUGAUUUAUUUUAGCGCUCCUAUUAAAUGUUAAAAUGCUUGGAUAUAUAUUUCCAGGUGCUUCAAUCUGUUGCAGUCUUCCUCAUACUCAGAUAUAUCUGAUGCAGAUUUAGAUGAAAAAAUUAGGGAUAUAGUGGCUGGAAAUGACCAACUUGGACCAGAGGCAGUUCGAGCACAACUGAGGACAGAGGGAAUUCGGGUUCAGAGGUGCAGAGUGCGGAGCAGUAUGCAUCGUGUCAACCCAAGGGCUGCAGCUCUCAGAGCAAUGUCUCAGAGACUACGUAGAAGGUCCUACCGUGUCGCAGGACCUAAUUCUUUAUGGCAUCUUGAUGGAAAUCACAAACUAAUAAGAUGGAGGAUAGUAAUUCAUGGUGCCAUUGAUGGCUACAGUCGGCUUGUCACCUUUCUCCAAGCAUCUAACAACAAUCGCAGCAGCACUGUCAUGAACUGCUUCUUGGAUGCCAUUUCCAAAUAUGGAGUCCCUUCCAGAGUAAGGACUGACCAUGGGGGAGAGAACAAUGCAGUGUGCUUGUUCAUGAACCUGUUCAGAGGCACUGAACGAGGGAGUGCUCUUAGAGGAAGAAGUACACACAAUCAGAGGAUUGAAAGACUUUGGGUCGAUCUGUGGCGUGGGGUGUCAAAUGUGUACUAUGACCUUUUCCACUUUCUUGAGAGUGAGGGCAUUGUGGAUGUAGAUAAUGAAAUGCACAUGUGGGCUCUGCAAUAUGUCUACAUCCCAAGAAUUAACAAAGACUUGACAAAUUUUACACACCAGUGGAACAAUCAUGGUUUACGAACCGAGAGACACCAGUCACCUCUACAAAUCUUUGUCCGGGAUUGCCUGGCACAACAGAGUCUGCCAAGUACUGCAAUGCAGGAGAUAUUUGCAAGACCCUCAGACUCCACUGGAGGAGAGACUAAUUCAGCAGAGCUUGUUGGUGGUGACAGUCAUUCUGUAUCUGGAGCGGUAUCUCAUGUGCAUUGGCUUGAACGAGUUACCGUACCUCCAAACCAGUUCACUGUGACUGAUGAUGAGAUGAAACAACUCACAGAACAAAUUGAUCCACUUGAAGGUCCCCGGGAAAAUCUUGGAGUAAAUGUACUUAAAGAUGUCCUUUCUUUUGUGGAAAACCUUAGAAUGUAAAUUGACAUUUAACAGUGUCACUGUUACUUGUUUGAAGUGUUUUACAUGGCAUGUGUCAUAUUCUGAUCGGUAUCUCCCCUUUACUUUCCUGACUCAUUUAUAG
This is a messenger RNA of Carassius auratus (goldfish), 1463 nucleotides long. RefSeq lists its product as uncharacterized. Lineage: Eukaryota; Metazoa; Chordata; Actinopteri; Cypriniformes; Cyprinidae. Gene Ontology annotation, biological process: DNA integration. The record is from RefSeq and is a predicted model, not a curated record. Gene Ontology annotation, molecular function: nucleic acid binding. The coding region runs from base 443 to 1360 and encodes 305 amino acids. The transcript has 2 exons.